AGCCUGGGCAAUGAGACCCUGUCUCAAAAACAAAAAAUUGGCAACAAAAAAACAGGUCAUGGUCAGGAUUUGAACCAAGAGUUGAGUUCCCUGACCCCUGUCAUAAUCAUUCAAAUGUUUCACUUCAACUACAAAGUAGUCAGUGCCUAGCAUAUGUAAGAAUUGAAGUUAUAUGUAAAGUUAUAAGUGAAGCAUUGAAGUUCAGAAUCAUUUACAGGAUUGAAGCCAUCUUCUGACACCACAGACCCAGUCUGCCUAUAUGUGUAUUUAGGUUAUACUGGAAUCUCUAAUAUAUAUAUCUUGCACAGGGGCUGCUGCUUACCUUCUAGGCUUCAUCGUGUGACACUUACCUAUUGUUGGGAAACCGGUGUGAGAAGGGAUUGGUUGAGCGAGCAUAGGCAGAGCCAUCCUUACUUGAAUCACUUGAAUCUACACAUUCUUAAAAUAAGGUUCUUUCUAUGUGUGAAGCAACUAAAAUUGAUAAAUCACCCAACUCCCCUGCCUAGCUCAUUUGAUGUUAACUGGCUCCAUAGCUAUACUGUCUAACAUGAUGCCAUUAGCCACAAGUGGCUAAACUUAUAUUUAAAUUAGUUAAACUUAAAUACUGUUUAAAAUUUAGUCCCUCAGUCACCUUUCAAGUGACAUACAUGAUUAGUGGCUACUGCGUUGGAUAGCACAGAUGUAGACCUUUUCCAUCGACGCAGACAGCUCUCUUGACAGUGCUUCUCUGGAAUUAUUAAGCCAUGAAUCUUGGACAGCUCUAACUUUGGAGUAUUUAAUUUAAAAUCACUAACUUUUAACUUCUGUUUUCCUUGUAUUCAUUUAGCCAAAACUCAUUUUAUAUAAUAAAUAAAUAUAAUAUAUGUUUUGGUUUUAGGAAAAAACAAAAAUGAGUUUCAUGGUAUCCAGAAAGUGACUGAUUGAGAACUAUUGAACUUCCAUAUUCAUUGGAAGCUUUAUCAUGGGAAGUUAAAAUAUUGCCUUAUAUGAAGAUUUUAUUAAAAUGGUAUAAACAGCAGAAAUUACAUUUAUUAAGUUAUAUGUGCUGGGUACUGAGUGCUUUAUAGUUGAAGCUCAGGAAAGGUAAGUAAAUUCCAAAUAAAUGUGGCUGGUACUGGUGUUUGAACCCAAACCUGUGUGAUGGCUCCAGAACCUUUGUUUUCCCGUUACACUGUGCUGCUUCAAAUUUGCUGAAGACUGCGGUAAUUAUUUUACACGUCUUAUCUUAGGAAGCUGUAACUCCCUAAAGAUGUUUUACUCAUACGCCAUGUUCAUGUAAAUAAGACAAGUCAUCAAUUUUCCUUAAAAUUAGAAAUAUUUAAUACAGGCUUUUUUUCCUUAAGAAAUAUGUGGAAGAAGAGGAAAAUUGUCAGUGAUCCUAUUAUAAGUUGGUAGACCAAUAUUAAUACGAUUUCAAUUACUUAGGAACACUGAGAUUUUAUUUAUAAAAUUAUUAUGAUAUUAAUAUAAUUUUUAUAUUGAAAAUUGUUCCUCCCUAAUGUUGAUGUAAUAAAUUUUUAUAUUGAAAAUUGUCCAUUUGCUGACUGCUAAGAAUUACAGGUUUGUUUGAAGGUUAUUUUUGCAAGACAGUGCAAUAGAUUCUGAUGUGUUUUGUUAAUUUACAAGGCCCUUUUUUCAAUUUAUACCUUCAAAGUUACAUUUAAGGUAACAGAACAAGUUGGUAACAAUUAGGAAUAUUCACACAAUCUUUGUUUUGCACAUGCAAAUAAGGUUGUCUUGUGAAGGUGGUCAAUUAAAGAAAUUGUCAAAUACGAUUCCCUUAACUAGAUUAUUGAACGGAAACAGUUCCCCUCUUUGUAGCAGCAGGGCAUAGGGCAUUAUGUCCAUCUCUUUCCGAGAAUCCCAUUUGUUAAUUAUGAAGGUCUGUAUUUAGGCCAGAAUCUAGAAUUCCAUUUGCUGGCUCUACAAUGGACUUGCAGUAUUUUCAUUAGAGUUUGACACCAUGGUACCUCUCUCUGUUUGCAGGAGGCAGAUGCUGAGCCCUUACUGUGACACGCUCAGAAGUAAUCCACUGCAGUUAACUUGCAGACAGGACCAGAGAGCAGUUGCAGUGUGUAAUUUGCAGAAGUUUCCUAAACCUUUACCACAGGAAUACCAGUACUUUGACGAACUCACUGGAAUACCUGCAGAAGAUUUGCCAUAUUAUGGUGGAUCAGUGGAAAUUGCUGACUAUUGCCCUUUCAGUCAGGAAUUCAGUUGGCAUUUAAGUGGUGAAUAUCAGCGCAACUCAGACUGUAGAAUAUUGGAAAAUCAACCAGAAAUUUUUAAGAACUAUGGUGCUGAAAAGUAUGGACCUCAUUCAGUUUGUCUAAUUCAGAAAUCAGCAUUUGUUAUGGAAAAGUGUGAGAGGAAGCUGAGCUACCCUGACUGGGGCAGUGGAUGUUAUCAGGUAAGCUCAUAUGUUUGUUAUUAGUUAUACCAAAUAUUACAUAAUUAUAUCUUUUAUGGUUUUACAUUUUAAAUUAUAUUUUACAUAUUUUUAUGUCAUUAAUUUACUGAUCAAUAUUUAUCUUGUUUAUGUAAAUAUUAGUUUGGAUGUUCAUGUUUUAUGAAAGUAUUGUCAUUUUUUUGAGAAAAAUUGCCUCUAUUUAAAAAAUAUAAAUAUAUAAUUGCUAUAAUGUUCUAGGCAUAUAUUCUGAAGAAAUAAUGGUAAAUAUGUAAUUUUGUUCUUAAGCAAAUAUUACUUUGUAAUGGAAAAAAUGUACAAUUUUAUUUUAAAAUGUCUGAGGACCGCAUGGGUUAUAGGAAUUUGUAAAUCAGGCUGGACAUGGCGACUCACGUCUGUAAUCCCAGCACUUUGGGAGGCCAAGGCAGGAGGAUCACUUGAGCCCUGUAGUUCAAGACCAUCCUAGGCAACUAAGCGAGACCUUGUCUGUGAAAAAAAUAAAGAAAAAAGGAUUAAGAAAUCAGUUGCUGAUUAAUAAUAGGGUUUUUAUUCCCUUUGUAAUUAGAAAUCCAAAAAGGGCAAACUACAAUUUUUUUUUUUUUUUUUGAGACAGGGUCUUGCUCUGUCACCUAGGCUGGAGUGCUGGUCCAGUCACGGCUCAUUGUAGUCUCUGUCUCCUGGGCUCAAGUGACCUUCCCCCGUCAGCCUCCUGAGUAGCUGGGGCUACAGGUGU
Molecule: messenger RNA, 3140 nt
Organism: Sapajus apella (tufted capuchin)
Lineage: Eukaryota; Metazoa; Chordata; Mammalia; Primates; Cebidae
Product: leishmanolysin-like peptidase
Exons: 3
Coding region: 1964-2434 (156 amino acids)
Biological process (GO): cell adhesion; proteolysis
Cellular component (GO): membrane; cytoplasm
Molecular function (GO): metalloendopeptidase activity
Source: RefSeq, a predicted model, not a curated record